GGCGACGGCGACUGGCGGGUGGGAGUGGAGGCACCGGCUGGCGGGCGGGGGUACAGGGACGGGGCAGGGGCUCCCGCUCCAGGUUCCUUGAAGCACUUCCGACCGCGAAGCCCGGCGCGAGAAGCGAGCUAACCCAAGAGCCAACAACGAGCGCGGAGAGGGCAGCGGACUGAGCGGAGCCGCCGGCCAGAGCGGGCUCGGAGCCCGGGUCUCCGCCGCUCGGGACCCGGCUAGGCGGCGGCGGGGGCGGCGAUGUUCCACUGCAUCCCCCUGUGGCGGUGCAACCGUCAUGUGGAGAGCAUCGACAAGCGCCACUGCUCGCUGGUCUACGUCCCCGAGGAGAUCUACCGCUAUGCCCGGAGCCUGGAGGAGCUGCUGCUGGACGCCAACCAGCUCCGCGAGCUGCCCGAGCAAUUUUUCCAGCUAGUCAAAUUACGAAAGCUUGGACUUAGUGAUAAUGAAAUUCAGCGGCUCCCUCCAGAAAUAGCAAACUUCAUGCAGCUGGUGGAACUAGAUGUGUCUCGAAAUGAGAUUCCUGAAAUUCCAGAAAGCAUUUCAUUCUGUAAAGCACUGCAGGUAGCUGACUUCAGCGGAAACCCACUGACUAGGUUGCCAGAAAGCUUUCCUGAAUUACAGAAUUUAACAUGUCUUUCUGUAAAUGACAUCUCACUACAGUCUCUACCUGAAAAUAUUGGCAAUCUUUAUAACCUGGCUUCACUGGAACUGAGAGAGAAUCUUCUUACAUAUCUUCCUGACUCUCUUACCCAGCUGCGAAGACUAGAAGAACUUGAUUUAGGAAACAAUGAAAUAUAUAAUUUGCCAGAAUCAAUUGGAGCCCUCUUACAUCUAAAAGAUCUCUGGUUGGAUGGAAAUCAACUGUCAGAAUUACCUCAGGAAAUAGGAAAUCUGAAGAACCUGCUGUGUUUAGAUGUCUCUGAAAACAGGUUGGAAAGACUUCCUGAAGAAAUCAGUGGCCUGACUUCAUUAACGGAUUUAGUCAUUUCCCAGAACUUAUUAGAAACGAUUCCGGAUGGCAUUGGAAAACUAAAGAAACUGUCAAUCUUGAAGGUGGAUCAGAAUAGACUCACACAGUUGCCUGAAGCAGUUGGGGAAUGUGAAAGUCUCACUGAGUUAGUUCUUACAGAAAAUCAGCUCCUGACCCUGCCUAAAAGCAUUGGAAAACUAAAGAAGUUGAGCAACUUGAAUGCAGACAGAAAUAAAUUAGUGUCCUUACCAAAAGAGCAAUAAAGCCUAAAACUAGCUGUUGAUGAGCCUUCUCCUUUGCUGGGUCCUCAUCUGGAAAGGUAUGGUAUUUCCUUGGAUGAUAUGAUCACUGGCUGGGUGUAGUUUGCUUCAUAUUUCUGUUUUGACUUUUUCUAACGUCUAUUUUGGUGUAAUUUCAAAGCUGCCUUCCAGCCAGUCAGAACAUGUGGCGUUCUUGUUUUCCUAGGGCCACAUCUCAGGGUAUCUGAACUUCCUCUUUCCUUUCCUCAUCUUGGUGUUCGGCCCACAGUGUCCCAGUCUUCUCCCUGGGUAAGGUGGCCAGCAUUUCUAAAUGGAGACAUGAGAAUAUUUACUAUAAACAUGAUCAUAUUCUGAAACAUCCUUAAUAUGAACACUGUCAUCUAAGUAAACUGUUUCUGGCUGUAAGACUUCAGUCUGUUUCUCAGCAAAACUGGGACUCAACUAAGAGAUUCUACUAAUUAGAAAAGUUGGCUUCUAGUUUCUAAGCAAUAAACCAAAAUACAGAACUGAUAUUCUGAACAGUUGAAUUUACUCUUGCUGAAUAGUGCUUGCAGAUGGAUAGUAGAUUGGGCAUAUAAACACACAUACAGAUGUAGAAAAUAUUUCUUUCUUUCUUUUUUAAUGCCAGGCACUGUACUAGAUGCUUUCAAGUAUUUGUUGUACUUGUUGAAUCCUUACAACAGCUUUUGCAGUCAUGAUAAUUUCUUCAUUUUACGAGUGAGGAAACGGAGGCCAGUAAGUAGUUUUUCUUACUAGGGCUCACACAGCUGGGAGUUGGUAGAACCUGACUCCAAAGAUGAGUCUCCCAGUAAACACGUGACCACUUAUGUAAUGCAGGCUCAGCCCAACCUUUCCAUCUGUGUGACCUUGAGGUAGGGCAAGCCCCUGAUUUGUUAAGGAAAAGCCAAAGUAUCUUUAGUUUGGACACUACAGAAAAUUAACACAUUUUAGGUGUUCUUUCAAGGCAGAUCAUGAGGAGAGCACUUUUAGGUGUAAUGUUAAUUCCCAGCAAGUUUCACCACCCAUCCCCAGCUUCCCUGAUCCCCUGACUCUCUUUCACAAGAUUAUGUUCUAGACAAGAACCUUGGAAAUUUACUUUCAUAAAACUUUCACCAUCAUUUCAGCAUCGGUCCUCUUUUUCACUUUAAAAGAAUGAAACACACUCAAGAGUUUCUGACUAGAGGGUUAUAUCUAGUCCAUGCUAUGUGUUCACUAAAUUUACUAGAACAGUUUUUCAUGACGUGAAAAGUGAAAAUAUGAAAGUAUUUCUAACUUCAAAGCGUUUUAGUCAUAUUUUGUCCAUUUUCUGAGAAAUUAUGAUUGGUUUUCUGGCUUCUGGCAUUUUAGAAAGAAAUAGUCUGCGCCUUUCCUUUCAGCUGUCUGAUAAAGCAGAGAAUGUUUAGGUUUUUAGGAGUUGGAUCUUUUCUAGAUCACCUCCUACUUACAUACACUCAGCUCCCAGCGUAGGAAAAUGUGCUGAGCACAUGUCUCCAAUUCUCCCUCGGAUCACAGUUUGCUGCCUAGCAGAAAUGGUUGAGUGCUUGCCUCUGACCAUCAGGGCUGAGCAGCCAAACCAGCAAGAGCCUCCUGACCUCUCAUUGCAUCACGUUGGCCCAGGCAGCACUGUCAUGUCAUGAGUCUCUGUGCAGUGAGUGUGGUAGGCCCUGUGACUGUGUGUAUGUUAGCUCUGCCUCCAAGCUUGAUGCCAUUUGAUCAAAUCUUGCAUUUUCCUGAUUGGAUUCUUCCAAAAAUAUAUUGCUUUCUCUUGAACAGUUAAGUUGCAUACAUAUCUAAACUGAAAUGCUGACCGAUUCAAUUCAUAUGCCAAAAAUCCAUAGUAGUAUUAAUUGCCAUUGGUCUGGUAUGCUGUGUAGUUCUUCCUAUAUUUUUUCCUUUAAAAAAAACAACAACAUUUAUAGUAUUGUGUGUUGCCAGUUUUAGGGCACAGCUCCUUAGUCUGUAGCAGCAUUUAUUUGCAUUUUUUCCCCAAAUGGUUGAGGGGAAGAUGUUUGUACCAUGUGGGUCACAAUAUGGAUUCUGUUUGUGUUUUGUGGUGUUAUUUGUAGUAAACAUUUGCAAAUCAAUGAAUGUCUUUUGUUUUCUUAAUUGUUAGCUGCUUGGAAAUUUAGAAAAGUCAGGUAAACUUGUUAUCUUGUAAGUAUUGUUCAGACCACAGUUGCAUCUCUAACUUCCAUUCUGCUUCUUAAAUGCAUGAAGAUUCACAUUGGCUGACUGCUUUGUGUGCUCUUCAUUGUAAAAUAUUGGACAUUUUCUUCUAAAUUCAUUUUUUUUUUUUUUUUAAUGACUGCAUGGCCUGGAACCUUACUUUGUUAUGUGUUUUUCAAGUUUGUUCAGAUUAUUCACUCUCAAAAGAAUGCUUUUCUGUGAAUUACAUUUUAAGUUAUUCAGAAAUCCUGAAAGGCAUCAUUUGGCAGCUCAUCUGUUUUCACUAAAUUGUAAGUUUGUCGGCACAAAUCUGUCUCUAAUGGAAAGGCUAGAUUUGCUUUAUUUGCUACACCUGGCAUGCCUCUGAUUUUUCAAGUCACUUAUUUGUGUCUUUUAUUUUUCAUCCUGUUGCUUAAGUAUAUAUACUUCUGGGAAAAGAUUUCUUAAAAACUCAUAGUGUUGGUGGAGAGGAGAGUUAAGGAACAUAUUGUGCAGUAGUAUGAUUGAUUCAUGGAUAGAUGGAGUUGGUGGUAUAUGUGUGAGCAUGAGUAUGAUGAAUGAGAGCCAGACCAUAAAGAGUUUUUGGCUAGAAGAAAUUGAGCUUAUAUCCAAGUUUAGGGUCCUGUUUUCUUUUUGUCUCCAUUAAGUCCAAAUGAAAGAGACGCCAACUAAGCCACACUUACCCAGUCAGAUGAGGCAACAUAGCAUUUGCAGAUCAUUCAUCAAAGCUUUUUUCAGUCAGGCAACCUGUAAAUAUUAAUUACCCAUAAAUAUUACUAUGAUACUCAGAAAUGCCUGUGGUGAUAGAAUAUUCAUUUUGUGGAUAGUUUUUCUGCCUUCUUAUUAUUGCAAUUCAAAAUUCUUUCAGUAUAAGUUUCCGUUGUAUUCUAAAAUGAAUUAUUGAUUAAAGACAUGAUAUAGAAUAUAAAAAUAUUAGAUAAAAUAUAGUUGACCAUCAAAUUUCAAGAUGGAGAAGUAAUUCCUAAACUUGAAAUAAGUCAUAAAAAAUAGUUGAUGGAUUGUCUACAGGAAAAUUCGAUUUCUGAUCUUCAAGAAGGUAAAAGCAGCCUUUACUUUCUUGAAAGGGGGCAGGGAGACAUUUAAGGCAUCUUAAAUGAGAGAUCUGUCUUUACUCUAUUAGAAGUUCUUCUACACCAAUAAGGAAAAGAUGUAUUUACUAUAGAGAAGUAGACAAAAAGAAACUUCCACAAAAACCAGCAAGUGAUUCACACAAGAACAAAUAGAAAUGGCAACUAAUGUGAAACAAUUUCAGCCUCAUCAGUAUUCACAAAAAAAUUUAAUAAUGCCAAAUUUUGGCAAGGGUGGAGGGAAAUAUAUAUUAUCAUGUAAAUAUAAAUUAUUAUGACUUUCUGGAAGGGAAUAUGAUAAUAGUAAAAACUUUAGAAAUGUGCGUACCCUUUGAUUCUGCAAUUCCACGUCUAGGAAAACAUUUAUGGAUAUACACUAAGAAUGAUGUACAAGAACAUUUCUCACAUUAUACAUGGGAGCAGGCACCAUACCAAGUGUCCACAGAGGCAGCUAACAUGUGCCAGGCAUGGUGCCAAGGGCUUUUGCACUUAUUCUUAUCUAAUUAUCACAACAGUUCUAUGAGGUAUAGGUAAACCAUUUUCAAUGUCCAACAGAUUGUGAAACUAAGACUGAGAGAGGUUAAGUCACUUGUCCAGAGUCACACAGCAAAGAAGUGGCAGACCUAACUAGCAUUGUCUAACCUGGGCAGUUUCUUAAAUAAUCUGUGAUACAUCCAUAGAAGGAAAUAACUAUGUGGUCCAUAAAAGUCCUCUUAGAAGCAUUGUUAAAGUGUGUAUGUAUAAUCACAAAUGCAAGGCAGUGGUACUGGAAGAUUGUACCUCAUAAUGUUAAUACUGAUUAUCCCUUUGUGGUAAGAUUUGAUUUUUUUUCAUUGUGCUUUCCUGUGCAUGUAUGUUUAGUUUUUAUUUUUCUAAUCAAUGUAAGGUACUUUUUUAUAAUCAGAAAAAAAAAAAAGAAUUCCGUAGCUAUUAGUGGAUAUUUUGAUGUCAGUGGCCUCAGAAUUCAGGGAAUCCCAAAGCCACACAAUUGCCAAAAAUAUUUAUGAAGUAGGGAACAUUUGAAUAAUAUGCCAUAGAUGAUGGGAUUCUAAAAUUAUGCUUCAUAUUAUUUUUGUUCAAAUUGCGUUUUGGCCAGAUUUUACUUAUUGUACACUUUUCUUUUUUUGCCAAUGGGGUGUGUGUUCAAUUAUGUUACAAAUAAUAUUAAAAGGAAUAUACUGAAGGAAAGUGAAAGUUCCCUUAUACUUAAGGCAAGCAUUUAAAAAAUGGAAGAUAAACAGACGUGACUAACAUAGGCUCCCUUUUUGAAUCACUGAAUCUGUCUCAUGAUCUCCUCCUUGGGUGAGCUAACCUGCAGGCAAUUAAUACCUAGUGAAAGUUGACCUGAGCAGAGGUUUGCUCAAUAAUCUGCAGAACCUAUUUUCUUGAGAUGGGUUAAAUCAGUGCAUAACAGCUAAGGAGAGUAUCAUUUUGAAUUAAGAGAGACACAAAAUGGCUGGACAAAGAUUCUCAGCUAUAUUCCAUAAUUCUCAGAGAAUCCAAGUCCAACCCCUUGUAUUCUGGGAAGGUGCUAUUAUGUGGUUUAAGGGAAGCUUAAAAAUAUCAGCUUCCUACAUAACUGGUAAUAAGUUAUUUAAACAGUGACUCUGCUUCCCAGAACUUCUAAGUGAUACAUUUUAUCCUGAUUACCACUGAGAAACCUGUAAACUCUGCCUCCUGAACCCAAAAGAGAAAGCCAAAAUAUAUAUGAAUGAUGUGUAUAAUGUCAGUCUUCAUUAUUAUUAAUACAAAAUGUCACUGCGAUACAUCGUUAGGGAGAUGGGUUUUUUAAGACAUUCGGGUAAGUUCAGGAAAGAGACUGCCAGCAUCAGUACAGUUCUAAGAACAUAGUAGGUAUUCAGGUGUUGAUUGUACUCAUCAUUUGGAUCUGAGGUUUUUAUUUCCUGGAAAAAAAAAUAGCUACCACAUUUAUUUGGCAACAGCAAAAGGCCAGUUUCUAUGAUAGGCGCCAAAUUAUAUAUGUGGUUUCAUUUAAGUUAAUCAUUAUUGUUACUUUUGGUUAAAGUAACAUAUCCAAAACCACAAAACAUAUGACUGAGCCUAAAUUCUAGCCCAGGUCUGUAUGGUCUCAAAGCAUCCGCUCCCUCCAUCAUACCGCAUCUCCCUCUGACGUCUAUAAUGAACUAUAUCUUUUCAGUUAUGGGUUUGAAUGCUUAAUAAUCUUUUCUAAAAACCAAAGGUUGUGCCAUCCCUUCCUGGCUGAUUUGGAAAGAGGGCUGUGUUUAUGUGAAUGUUCGCUGGGACAGCAUGUGCCUUUGUGGGGUGAUUAAGGCAUCCCUAGCACACUCUGCAACAACAUGUGCUCUUUGUUGGCAUUGUUUUUCAUAAACCAUAGACAAUAGAGAUCAGGAGGUCACACUGCCUGCUUUGACAACCCAGAGGGCCUAAGAGGCUCUUGUACGCAAUUGCUUUCCACCCCUUGACGUCUCAAAUGGGUGUGAGAUUAGAGUGGGAAAGGAAAAAGAAAAAUGAAACAAUAACACACAGUAGACAGCUCACACACUUCAUUGAAGUUUACACAAUAUGUUCCCAAAUGAUUAAUGGAUCUUGUCCAGAACAUUUAUUUAGAGCCUUCUCUGACCCACUUUAAUUAAUUAAUUUUUUUGACUACAUAAUAUAUGCAUAUGAUACAAAUUGAAAAUGUUCACAUGGUAUAGCAGUAGGGCCCCAAAACAGAUAUCUUACAGGUUGGUGUGGUGGGAGGGCAGUGGACAGCUUCAAGACAAGAUGCCCAGAAUUAAAAUGCAGUCCCAGCUCUGUAUGUCUUCCAGGAGCUGAUUAUCCCAUCCGGACGAUCAUAUGAAUGAUAAUAUCUGCUUUGCCCCCCUUGGGUCACACAUAAAUCCUGUCUCUUCAAAGCUAGAUCAGGACGCUAGCGGGGGUCUUCAGCCUCAGCCAACUGCUGACUUGGAAGCUCUCCUUCAGGGCAUGCAGCCGUACCUCUGAACCCCAGCCUGACACCGAAGCUCCUCCACCUGGAGCAGGGAUGCGGCAAGGGUGCCCCAUGGGAACCUAGUCAUUCUUUCUCAUGAGUAGAUCUUUGUCAGGAUUGUCUAAAUUUAUCAGAGACUCUAAUAAUAUUGAUCAUCAAAAGGAUCAGGGUUUUGAUUGCUUUCCUUCCAUGAUAUUUCUGGGCACCUAGGUAGAAUUGUUGAUUCCCUUCCUCAAGGGAGGGAGAAUAUGCUCAGCCAUAUGGGAAAUCCACACUAUAUUGGGGCUUGAUGUUUCUAAAACCUAAGAAAGGCUACUCUGGUGAUUCUUACUGGAACAAAAAAGAGUUUUGUUGUCUCCACUGCUACACAUAGAGGCAGAUAACUUUUAAGUAGAGGUCUUUCACAAGUAAGUAAAUAAAGUGUAUAAACAUAUGUAAA
Homo sapiens (human) is the source of this 7891-nucleotide messenger RNA. It is a transcript of the gene LRRC1, whose product is annotated as leucine rich repeat containing 1. NCBI's taxonomy places the organism in Eukaryota, Metazoa, Chordata, Mammalia, Primates, Hominidae. The coding region runs from base 253 to 1248 and encodes 331 amino acids. The transcript has 11 exons. Gene Ontology annotation, cellular component: cytoplasm; membrane. The record is from RefSeq and is a predicted model, not a curated record.